This is a messenger RNA of Pseudo-nitzschia multistriata, 2039 nucleotides long. NCBI's taxonomy places the organism in Eukaryota, Bacillariophyta, Bacillariophyceae, Bacillariales, Bacillariaceae. The record is from the annotation of a GenBank genome assembly.
UUAAAGCACGGCAUCGUCWAGGGCUAACGUAGUGUYGAUUGAAGAGAACAAAGCUCAAUUGUAACAGGGAUCGCGAUCAAAGCAGGAUGAUGAAUGCAGGGAUCGCUAUUUAGAUCCCUGCUGUGAUGAAGAUACAGAUUGUCGAUAUCACUGGUCCUACUCCGUACCUGAACUAGGGGUACGUUUACUCCUUGGGCUGGAAUGUCUUCGUUUUCGAAGGCAAUCGACCUCGAGGAAAAGUUUCUCAAAGAGAUAGAAAAGUCCGAGAGGACGAGAUCACCAACGCCAGCUGCUUCAUCGUCCCAUCAACGGGACAAUCCCACRAAACGAGACAKUCACUCUCGUUCUCGUCGAGCUCCGCGUCGCCCAUCCAAUUACGCCAGCGAUAAUCAUAGCYACAAYAGUAACGAAAGCAGUAAUGAAAGCAAAGACUUCGAUCUCAAUUACGAUUACGGUGUCUAUGAAAACAGCCCCAGCCCCACGGUUUCUUUGACUAAUUCUUCCAUGUCAGUCUCUUUCCCCAAUGACCGCAAACCUUCUUCUUCAGAUAAAUACUCCAGCAAAAGAAUUGAGAAAGAUCAUGCGAAAGAUGAAAGGACGAGAAGAACAAGGACCACAGGCAUMUUGCCAUCUGGAGGYGGUCCGAUGAUUGAGAUUUCGAAGAUCACCGCACUGGUCGAAGAAGAACUCCAGACUCAAAGGGACAAACACAAGGAUCAACUCAACCGAWCGSUGGCGAAGUUCAAGGAGCGGCGAGAGAAAUACCAGGAAGAAAACAACCAGCUCCGUGCACAGCGGGACGAGGCAAGGAAGGAACUAGAGAAGGUGAAAAAAGACUACGCUAGCCAGAAAAGAGCCGCAGAACGCAACAACCGCUUACAACACCAACAGAAAAGUCGUAUAGAAAGUCUCGAGGAACAGAGAGAACUAUUCGAGGAGCUGCAGGCWGAGCGCGACGCACUUUUGGACGAAAUUKCUAGGGCACAGCAGCACCAAMAAAAGACCAAAGACGAGCUGUCUUCGCUGAAGGUAAGAGUCCGCGAGGACUCUCAGAAACGGCUUGCCGUGAUGGAAUCUUUGUCCWUAUCAUGGGACACGGAACAAAAGGAAGCAAAACAAAAAGAGGCUCUYCUCAACUCGGAGCUGGACAUCAUGUCCAAAACACUGGCUGCCGAACAMGAAUUCUUGAAAAACAAAAACAAGGAGUUCGACAAACUCGAAGCGCAAUACCGAUCUACGAAAAAGGAGCUGCGGUCCAUAAAGAUGACGUUGAUAGCAAAGAAGGAAGAAAUGGACGACGAAAUCAAACGCGAACGGGAGUCGCACAACCGUGUCAAUGAGGAGCACAAACAAAUACUGAAAUUAAAGAACGACGAAAUAUUCAUGGCCGAGACCACGAUUCGGAAUAUGAAAGCAGAAUUGAAAUCAACCAGGGAAAAGGUUGCUCUGAAAGAAAAAUCCAUGGCCUCCUUGUCGGAAGAGAUGAAGAAGAGGAUAGAGAGGAASAACAGCUCGGACCCCGAAGCUGAUGCCCUACGCGAGGAAAACCGUCGCCUGGAAGCCGAGAUCAAGGAAUUGCAGAAGCAGGUGGAAUCCUAUCUCGCUAACAUGGCACUCCAGCAGGAAUUCUGUAAUAGYCUCAAGAGCCGUAUCUACAAGGAACAAGAGAACGAGCAAGAACAAGUGGAAGAAAUUCACAAGCUUCGAAAAAAGAUCAAGAAGCAGCAGAAGGAGCUCWCGGCCAAGGACCUGCAGAUCAGCCAGCUAAAGGCACUUUUGGGUGAACCCAAGGGCGAUUCUUCGUCAAGGGUUUCAUCAAAAACGGGGUCGUCGCCGGCAAUAAAAAAGUCCAGUCUGAAGAAAGCAAAGGGAGGACGCAAAGGCGGAUACAGGUCGUCGUAAGGGGGAUGUAGCACAGCAACUACAAUCAGUAGGAUCUCGUGUUAUCAAGGAGUGUUCGACCAAAUCGGGAGGCAUUCGAUCAAGAGUAGCAUGUUGUAUAUUAUUCAUAGCUAUAAAAAUAGAAUCAUCAUUUACAA